Phalacrocorax carbo (great cormorant) is the source of this 1074-nucleotide messenger RNA. The record is from RefSeq and is a predicted model, not a curated record. NCBI's taxonomy places the organism in Eukaryota, Metazoa, Chordata, Aves, Suliformes, Phalacrocoracidae.
AUGGUGGAGGAACACCAGCAUCAAGAAGGUUGCUAUCUCACCCAGAAAGAGAAUGUUGUAUACCUGGAGAAGCAUCAGACCAGGAAGCAGCAGUCAACAGACAUCCUUGAGAUCACCAAGCAAAGCAUGAGUGACCAGAUGCCUCACCCAAGAAAUUUACCAUGGAAUCUUCUGGGAAAAGUAAUGGGUCUGCAAACCAUGCCCAGAGAAACAGGAGAAGUGCGCGUAGACUGGGAUGACCUGGGUGUUUCUGAUUAUGUCUUUUCUCUGGAUGAGAUUGAUAGGAGUGAUUCCUCACAUCCCCUGGAUGUUCUGUGUGCUGUUCUGAAUUCACUAGUCAGCCUCCUCUAGCAGGACCUCAUCUCCAAAAUGGCCAUGGGUGAGUUUGAUUUCCCACUGCUUCUCCCUCCCCUUAACACUACCAGUAGUGGAGGGUUCAAGGAGGAGAUCGCAGUGUGCACAUCCAUGCCAACCAUCUCCUUCAUGUGGAUGAGAUACUGCAGUUUCUUCAAGUCCAAGUUCCUCAACACUGCUCUCAGUCCAUCCCAGCACCACCAUAAUUUCUUUUUCUACCAGGAGGAGGAGAUGAGCAAUACAUCCCAGGAAAUUGCAGAUGAGCUGAAAGAAAUUUUAUGGUACUUCCUUCCCAGAAGGGAGAAGCCAGAUCUCUUUCCAGAGCCCCUUGCAUCUAUGAACGUUUGUGGAUACAUCAGAUCACAUUUAGUGCAGGUUUGCUUUCUAACAUGGAUCUCCUCAACUGUGUUAAUACUGACUGAGAACCCUGGGGAGACAGAAUACAAGCUCCUAUCUCGUCUGUCAGGGUCAACAACCAAAUACUACUUCAUUGUCAGUGUCCAAGAUGGGACUGCUAAGAAAACACAGGAGUUCCUGCAGGAAUCUGCCUCUGCAUUGCGCUUGACAAAGGCACAUCUUUUAACUCAUUUUAUAGCUGCAAUAAUUGCUUCCAUAGCGGAGAAACAUUAUUUCCUGAAAUGACUGAAAUUCAACUUCAAUCCCCUUGCCAGGGAGAAGAUUUCCCAGCUGAAUAUAAAGUAUAAUCAGGAAAAUGAGUGA